CGUCAACGGUACAGUUUCGAUUUGAAUAAGUGCUAGCGCGGUCGUCGUCAAGUCCCUCGUGUUGUUAAGAAUUACUGUUCAAGUAAAAUCCAGUCCAGAAUGGUGUCCCGAAGCUGUAUCGCUGCGAGCCUGCUGCUGACCGUGGCCAUGUUUGGGGCCGGCGCCUUUGCCCGACCCGGAUAUGCCGUCGAUUAUUAUGAUCACCCCAAAUAUGCCUUCAACUACGGCGUCGCAGAUCACAGCACCGGUGACGUCAAGUCCCAGCACGAAACGCGUGACGGAGAUGUUGUGAAAGGCCAGUACUCGCUCGUCGAACCGGACGGUUCCGUGCGCACCGUCGACUACACGGCGGAUCCGAUCAACGGAUUCAACGCCGUAGUGUCCAAGACGGCUCCCCUUGUCCACCAUCCGGCGCCCGCCCCCAUCGUGAAGCACUACGCCCCCGCUCCGAUCGUGAAGCACGUCGCCCCGGCCGCGCCCAUUCACUACCACCAGCCGAAGGUCGUGUACGCUCCGGAGCCCGUUGUGCACGUGUCCAAGACUGCCCACUACGCCGAGCACGAGCCUUCGUACGGACACUACCACGAUUAUGAUGGCUACUACGGACACUACGACGAUAGCCACUACUACUAAACAAAAACAACCCAAAUGUCAUCCCAAAAUGAAAGAGGCCAUCGUCGUCGUCGUUGUCCCACCAUCCAAAUGAACAAAAAAAGCAUAAUCAUCUGACAGGUGAAAAAUAAGAUCGUCUCCUGUCAGAACCGUGUCGCUUUAGUUUUAAGAACCAACAACAACAUCAACAUCAAAACAACAAAACGCACUCUCCCGCGCAAUCAAGUUCAAGGUCGUCGCUGAACCUUGCUCCGCUAAUUUGAGCCACUAAGUGCAACUUAGUAUUCGUAAGCAGUUUUUAUGUAUUAAUCUUACGCGUAGACUAAGCUGUUUUACUCUCUCCGUCUCUUCCUCCCCAUUUAUUUAUCUUUUCUUUUUCCACCGUAUGUAAAUAAGUGUUUGUUUUCGAGCUCUCAACAUGCCAGUCGUUGUUUAGUUAUUAUCUCAACCGGAGAAUAUUUAAAAAAAACCCCUCAAUUUAACCAUUAUCUUGAUCGUUCCCAAAUACCCAAUAUCUGCUAUCUUAAGUGCCUUUAAUUAACUAUUGGCACGCUCUCUCCUCAAUCUGUUCAACCUGAACGUGCUGUACCAUUGGAAGGCAUACAAUUGUGAUAUUUGAUAAAUAUUGUUGCAAAAAAAAA
Molecule: messenger RNA, 1253 nt
Organism: Culex quinquefasciatus (southern house mosquito)
Lineage: Eukaryota; Metazoa; Arthropoda; Insecta; Diptera; Culicidae
Product: cuticle protein 7
Exons: 4
Coding region: 100-633 (177 amino acids)
Cellular component (GO): extracellular matrix
Source: RefSeq, a predicted model, not a curated record